Molecule: messenger RNA, 634 nt
Organism: Rhagoletis pomonella (apple maggot)
Lineage: Eukaryota; Metazoa; Arthropoda; Insecta; Diptera; Tephritidae
Exons: 5
Coding region: 65-439 (124 amino acids)
Molecular function (GO): peptidase inhibitor activity
Source: RefSeq, a predicted model, not a curated record
AUUGCUUCUCUAUAAAAGCCAAGAACACUGUGCAAAUGGCACGCAGUACUGCAGAAUCGUCAUCAUGGGCUCCUUCACUUUCAUCCUGACACAGUUGGUGCUAGUUUUAGCUGUUUCAGCUUCGCCCGCGGAUAAUACUUUUGAUUUCCUAGACAUGCUACGCAUUUCUAACUACACGCAAGGAAGUAAAUGUCCGGGCAAGAUUUUCUACAAUGACUGCAAUAUCUGCAUCUCCCGCCCCGACGGCGUUUCCGCUACGUGCACAGAGAUGCCGUGUUCCGAAAGGAAUACCUUGCGCAUUGAUAACUACUUACGCAACAUGCGGCUAUCGCGUGGUUCGUAUCAAGGCUGCUCGUGCUCAGGCACUUGCGUCUGCUCGGGCAGUGCAGUUUGCUCGGGCAGUGCAAUUUGCUCGGGCAGUGCAAUUUGCUCGGGCUGAGAUGAGUAUUUUGGAAGAUUCAUGCACGAUUCUUGCUAUAUUUUAAUUGAAUGGAUAGAAAACAAAUAGUAGUCUUGGUUGUGUAACGACUACUAGGAUGCUUUCGUAUUUUUUAUAUAUCUAUUUCGUAAGCUAAAAUUAUGUAAUAUGUAAAAUUAAAAAAAAAAAAUAUAAAUAUAUAUCUAAUAUAAUCUA